Papilio polytes (common Mormon) is the source of this 2574-nucleotide messenger RNA. RefSeq names its product dnaJ homolog subfamily C member 7 (gene Tpr2). The transcript has 8 exons. Lineage: Eukaryota; Metazoa; Arthropoda; Insecta; Lepidoptera; Papilionidae. The record is from RefSeq and is a predicted model, not a curated record. Gene Ontology annotation, molecular function: protein binding. Bases 396 to 1871 code for a protein of 491 amino acids.
AGUUGGUGAAUUAAUAUGCUGUAAAAAUAAGAAAGCUGCGGGUAAAAAACUGUUUGGGCUAUAAACGAACGAAAAGUAUAAAAUGCUGGAUUUAACUUUUAAAUGACAUUGACAAAUUGACUUAUUUAAGUUUAAAGUGUUGCAAUAUCAAUGGAGAUUGUGGCGCCCUCAUAAUAGGUUUUUGUUUGGCCAAUGCUUUUGUACUUUUGGGUAAUAUUAAAGUGGUUGAAUAUUUUUAAUCUAUUCAACUUCAUGUCCAUUAUUAUUUUACACUCCCAACACCAUUUUGACAAUACAAGUAGGAGACCUUUUUCUUUCUUUUGUGAUUCAGUCGUCAAAAUAACAGAGGAUAUUUUAGGUUUAAAUAUAUCCUUUUGAUAUUAUAACCAGCAAAAAUGGCAGAGCCGGAAGUAGUGGAAUUGGAUUUAACAAUCGACGAUUUGGUUCCAAAAAGUCCGGAAAGACUGGCCGAAGAAAAGAAAGAAAGUGGUAACCAUUUGUACAAAUUUAAAAAUUAUAAAGGUGCAUUGGCAAUGUAUGAAGAAGCCAUAAAGCUAUGUCCGGAUAAUGCAUCAUACUAUGGAAAUAGAUCCGCCUGUUAUAUGAUGAUGGGCAUGUAUAAAAAGGCUUUAGAAGAUGCUCAAAAAGCUGUUGCAUUAGAUCCUACAUUCACAAAAGGUUAUAUACGUGUCACAAAGUGCUGCAUAGCUCUAGGCGAUCUAUUUGGUGGUGAUCAAGCAGCCCAACGAGCUAGUGAACUUGGUGGAGCAGACUGUGUAACAAGUGAGAGACGUGCACUUGAAACCCUGCGUAGACUGAACGAGGAUGCACAACGGGCUUUGGAUGCUGGAGAUUAUCGCCGAGUCGUCUUUUGCAUGGACCGAUGCCUUGAUUACAGUCCUUCAAGUACCAAGGCAAAACUAACUAAAGCAGAAUGUUUGGCAAUGCUUGGUCGUUGCCAAGAGGCGCAAGAAAUUGCGAACGACUGCUUACGGUCAAAUAGUUUCGACACUGAAGCCAUAUUUGUUCGAGGAUUAUGUCUGUAUUUCGAGGACAAAGAUGAACAGGCAUUCAAGCAUUUCCAACAAGUAUUACGACUGGCACCAGAUCAUAAAAAAGCAAUGGAAACCUAUAAAAAAGCUAAACUAUUAAAACAGAAAAAAGAAGAAGGUAACGAGGCUUUCAAAAUGGGUCGAUGGCAACAAGCUCUGAAUCUCUACAAGGAGGCUCUGGAGGUGGACAAGAACAAUAAAACUGUGAACGCCAAGCUGUACUACAACAAGGCGACCGUGUGCGCCAAAAUGAACCAGACAAAGGAAGCGGCGGAGGCGUGCAGCGCCGCCCUCGACCUCGACGAGAACUACGUGAAGGCCUUGCUGCGCCGCGCCAAGUGCUACUCCGAGCUCGGCGAACACGAGGACGCCGUCAAGGACUACGAGCGCCUGCUUAAGAUCGACAAGAACAAGGAGCACAAGCAGCUCCUGCACGAGGCCAAGAUCGCUCUCAAGAAGUCCAAACGCAAAGACUAUUACAAGAUCCUCGGCAUCGAGAAGAACGCUUCCGAAGACGAUAUCAAGAAAGCCUACAGGAAGCGCGCGUUGGUGCACCAUCCGGACCGGCACGCGGGCGCGUCGGACAGCGAGCGGCGCGAGCAGGAGCGCCGCUUCAAGGAGGUGGGCGAGGCGUACGGCGUGCUCAGCGACCCCAAGAAGCGCGCCCGAUACGACCACGGACAGGACCUCGACGACGGCUGCUCCGGCGCAGAUAUCGACCCGAACGUAGUAUUCCAGGCGUUCUUCAACCGCGGCCAACAUUUCGAGUUCCCGACGGGCGGCUUCCCCGGUUCUUCAUUUACUUUCCAAUUCGGUUAAUUUUAUACAACUUACAUAUUCCAUACAGAAGAUACCACUACUUGAAAACAAGUACAAAUACUAAUAAUGUUUAAAGUGUUUACAAGUACAAUGCCUAUUAAUGUCAUUCCAAUUAAAUUAAAAUAUACUUUUAUCGGUGGAAAAUUAUUAAAACAACUGAGUUUUUAACUUAUGUAUGAGAAUUACCAAAUAUUAACAAGUACAGUGUUAUAUGCCAAAAAUGAUAAAAUUAAGUAACAUUUCAAAAAUGAUUCCACGCAUCUUGCACGACACGUUGGUAUCUCCUAAUUUAUUUCUAGAAAUAGUUACGCCCGCUUUUAUCCUUUGACUGACAAAACUUUUGCCUGAAUAUCUAUAAUUUUUUUUCUUUUUGGUAGUUGAUAAUUCCUGAGUAACAAGAAGUUAUUAUAAAUUACUCAUCUUUGUCGGAUCCUGUGUGAUACGCAACAUACGUAGUGAUUUUAAUAUUGACUGAUUUGGUUAAGUGAUUUAUCGGUUUAUGUUUUGGUUCUUGUGAUCACACCCAGUGGUAUCUUAGAAGCUUAUAAGAUUUUGUAGCAAACCAUACCGUAGUCUCGAUACAAACACAUCUCUUGCUUGACAACAAUUUCACAUAAGAGAAAUAAGUGUUAGAUAAAAGUGACAAGUCAAUAUUCUCUAAUGUUUUAACAAUUUAAUAAAAUUCUUACACAAGAAAUGUUGA